CAGAGCGCCAGUCGGCAGUGGCUGCAAUGGCGGGCCUCUGGGUGUGGACCGCGGUGCUGGUCGCGGCCAGACGGCGUGGGCGGCGAUUGCCGCAGCAGCUGAUGCGGAGCGCAGCGCUGUGGACCCUGAAGCGUGUUCCACACUACCCAAGACAGCACUUCAUGGUGUCCCGUAGUCUCUGUUCAGCAGGAUAUGAUUCUAAUGAAAAAACUUUCGAUAAAAUUCUUAUUGCUAAUAGAGGAGAAAUUGCAUGUAGGGUUAUUAAAACUUGCAAGAAGAUGGGCAUUAAGACGGUUGCCAUCCAUAGUGAUGUUGAUGCUAGUUCCGUUCAUGUGAAAAUGGCGGACGAGGCUGUCUGUGUUGGCCCAGCUCCCACCAGUAAAAGCUACCUCAACAUGGAUGCCAUCAUGGAAGCCAUUAAGAAAACCAGGGCCCAAGCUGUACAUCCAGGUUAUGGAUUCCUUUCAGAAAACAAAGAAUUUGCCAAAUGCCUGGCAGCAGAGGAUGUCGCUUUCAUUGGACCCGACACACAUGCUAUUCAAGCCAUGGGUGACAAGAUUGAAAGCAAAUUAUUAGCUAAGAAAGCAAAGGUUAACACAAUCCCUGGCUUUGAUGGUGUAGUCAAGGAUGCAGAUGAAGCUGUCAGAAUUGCAAGGGAAAUUGGCUACCCUGUCAUGAUCAAGGCCUCAGCAGGUGGUGGUGGGAAAGGCAUGCGAAUCGCCUGGGAUGAUGAAGAGACCAGGGAUGGUUUUAGAUUUUCAUCUCAAGAAGCUGCUUCUAGUUUUGGCGAUGAUAGACUACUAAUAGAAAAAUUUAUUGAUAACCCUCGUCAUAUAGAAAUCCAGGUUUUAGGUGACAAACAUGGGAAUGCAUUGUGGCUCAAUGAAAGAGAGUGCUCAAUUCAGCGAAGAAAUCAGAAAGUUGUGGAGGAAGCACCAAGCAUUUUUCUGGAUUCUAAGACUCGAAGAGCAAUGGGAGAACAAGCUGUAGCUCUUGCCAAAGCAGUGAAGUAUUCCUCUGCUGGAACCGUGGAAUUCCUUGUGGACUCGAAGAAGAAUUUUUAUUUCUUGGAAAUGAAUACAAGACUCCAGGUUGAGCAUCCCGUCACAGAAUGCAUUACCGGCCUGGACCUAGUCCAAGAAAUGAUCCGUGUUGCCAAGGGUUACCCUCUCAGGCACAGACAAGCUGAUAUUCCCAUCAACGGCUGGGCAGUUGAAUGUCGGGUUUAUGCUGAGGACCCCUACAAGUCUUUUGGUUUACCGUCCAUUGGGAGAUUGUCUCAGUACCAAGAACCAAUACAUCUACCUGGUGUCCGGGUUGACAGCGGCAUCCAACCAGGAAGUGAUAUUAGCAUUUAUUACGAUCCAAUGAUUUCAAAACUGAUCACAUAUGGUUCUGAUAGAACUGAAGCACUGAAGAGAAUGGAAGAUGCACUGGAUAAUUACGUUAUUCGAGGAGUUACACAUAAUAUUGCAUUACUCCGAGAGGUGAUAAUCAACUCACGCUUUAUAGAAGGAGACAUCAACACUAAAUUUCUUUCUGAUGUAUAUCCUGAUGGCUUUAAAGGACACAAGUUAACAGAGAGUGAGAGAAACCAAUUAUUGGCAAUAGCAUCAUCAUUGUUCGUGGCAUUCCAAUUAAGAGCACAACAUUUUCAAGAACAUGGAAAUUCGAGAGUGCCUAUUAUUAAACCACAAGUGGCUAACUGGGAGCUGUCAAUAAAAUUGCAUGAUGAAGUUCAUACUGUCAUAGCAUCAAACAGUGGGCCAACAUUCUCUGUGGAAGUUGAUGGGUCGAAACUAAAUGUGACCAGCACGUGGAACCUGGCUUCACCCUUACUGGCUGUCAACGUUGAUGGCACUCAGAGGACGAUACAGUAUCAGGUGCAUAUCUUAACCAAACUGGCUGCAGAACUGAACAAAUUUAUGCCGGAAAAAGUGGCUGAGGACACAAGCAGUAUUCUGCGCUCCCCGAUGCCUGGUGUGGUGGUGGCCGUCUCUGUCAAGCCUGGAGACAUGGUAGCAGAAGGUCAGGAAAUUUGUGUGAUUGAAGCCAUGAAAAUGCAGAACAGUAUGACAGCUGGGAAAACUGGCAAGGUGAAAUCAGUGCAUUGUAAAGCUGGAGACACAGUUGGAGAAGGAGAUCUGCUCGUGGAACUGGAAUGAAGUAUUUAUAGCCUUUCAGUCGUCACCCAAUUUAAUUAGCCAUUUGUAUUAUUAUUCUUUCACACUCAAUUUAUUCAAGCAUUUUGCAAGAACACCCCUGUGCAGCAGAUUUUACAUGGUCAUAUUUAUUCCACAUAUAGUCAAAACCAACAAUCUGCCAAAAAAUCACCAAUGGAAAUUUUUAUUGAUAUAAAUACUUGUACAUAUGAUUUGUACUUCUGCUGUGAGAUUUCCUAGUGUCAAAAUUAAAUCAAUAAAGCUGAGCAUUUGUCUAAAUAUUAGUUUGCCCUUUUUUUGAAUGAAGACAAUGUAUAUAAGAGGCUACUGGCUGUGCCAGUAGCCUUGAAAUACUAGCGUUCCAUUGUGAUCCUUUAAAAAACUUUCUGUAAAUCCCAGUUCUUCGCCUUCGUCUCAUUGAAUUAUCAUUUACCACCUUAAUAAUCUGUUUCCCUGCUGCUUCCUGGUUGAGGACCUCGUUCCCAUUUGCGGCUAUUCUGAACUUCCGAAAGCCCGCAUGGGGCCCCGGGGCCGGCCGCCGCUGGGGAGUUUGGAAAUCCCUCCUGCGCAGCUCCCACGGGGGAGUGCGGGGCCCAUGGACCUGGGGGGCGGCCCCCCUCCCCGUCCCCCAGGCUUUGCUGGGGCUCUCUCACCCCAGGAGUGGUGGGUGUGGCUGCCACAAGCCCAUCAGUUGAUACCCAUCCUUGCCUUUUUGUGUUUUUGUGAAGCAAGUUUCCAAUUAAGAAAAUAGGGCUAAAAAUACUGAUCCUGUUUUUAUGCCAGAUGCAGUUAGUGAUCACAGGCUACCAUUAAGUGGAAGAGCGAGGGAGCUCUCCCAGCGGAGAACGAGGUUACUAAGGAUCAGCAGCUGCAUUUUCACUGCUUCUGAAAUUCUUGGAAUACAUUUCAUACUUUGCUGGUAAGUAAGCAGAGGCAGAGUCGUGCGCUGAUCUGAAUCAACGCUGACAGAUUAUCAGAUAGAGGUGGGUAGUAAUUGGUACUUCGUGCCUUGCUAAAAUUAUUUCAAGUGCUGUUUGUAUUUGGAAGCUAUAAGCUUUCUGGCAGGCCUGAAGAACAAAUUACUAAUGUGUUGGUUCUUCUCUGAAAGGCCCCCCCCAACCCCCCAAAUGCUGCUCCCUUCGGAGGCAGGGACGGCACCUUGCCACUGGGCCUCGGGCUCAGGUGAGCUUCCAUCUGAAAUCGGGGUGUUCAGCAGCAUCUGCCGGUAAGGAGGUGGCUUGUGAUUUUGCUAGAUUAGAAUGAAAAGAACCUUCUACCAAGUAAGUAAAGCCCCCUCCCCCUCCCCCCCCCAAAAGCCAACAAUAGUACCAACACUUUUAAGUUUGGUUUCCCAAAACAUCCAGUUUAAUAUUAUAUGAUCAUCUUUAGUAAUAACUUCUUUAAUAAGCUUGAUCUGGAAACUGUGCAUACUAAUGUUUUAUAUGCUCUAAAACUACCCCAAACACAGUGUUUUUCUUGAGGUUCUUUUAUUACACUGAGAUAACCCAAAUCAGUUUAAAAAAUUCUUCUUGCUGCUACAAGUUAGAAUCAAUACAGUAGGGUUGCUAAAAUCUAGCUGCUACACGAAGUCUACAUUUUAAACGUUAUCUUCAAAGCAC
Zalophus californianus (California sea lion) is the source of this 3781-nucleotide messenger RNA. It is a transcript of the gene PCCA, whose product is annotated as propionyl-CoA carboxylase subunit alpha. Lineage: Eukaryota; Metazoa; Chordata; Mammalia; Carnivora; Otariidae. The transcript is spliced from 23 exons. Gene Ontology annotation, molecular function: metal ion binding; ATP binding; propionyl-CoA carboxylase activity. The record is from RefSeq and is a predicted model, not a curated record. Gene Ontology annotation, cellular component: mitochondrion. Bases 27 to 2165 code for a protein of 712 amino acids.